Molecule: messenger RNA, 852 nt
Organism: Thermochaetoides thermophila DSM 1495
Lineage: Eukaryota; Fungi; Ascomycota; Sordariomycetes; Sordariales; Chaetomiaceae
Product: nuclease-like protein
Exons: 4
Coding region: 1-852 (283 amino acids)
Source: RefSeq, a predicted model, not a curated record
AUGCCGCUACUCCUCCUCGACUUUGAUGGCACUAUAACGUGCACCGAUACUCUUCACGCACUCAUCUCCCUCUCCAUCGCCCGCACCACCAAAUGCAUGUCAGAGCUUAAGACAACAUCACAAAAGCGUCCAAACACAGCUGCUCUCUUCUCUCUGUGGGAUGACAUCGUCCGGGAGUAUGUCGCCGCCCAUACUGCCCACUCGGCACAAUACCGUCCGCGUGAAGAAGACCGUCGGGAGAUAGACGAUGAGUUUGACUACCUUGAGAGCGUCAAACCUAUUGAGAAAGCCAGCGUUGCACGCGUCGGAGCUGCAGGGUUCUUUGCAGGGCUGGUGAGCUGGGAAGAGGCUAAGUAUGAGAGUGUUGAGGACGUUGAAACCCGGAAAUGGGGUUUGAGGGAUCUGGGAAGGUCGGCUGUUUUGCAUAGCAAGGAUACCAAUGUCCCUCCCGAUGGUGGUGGGGAACUUUGUGUGGAAGUGCGGAAGGGUUUUGGCGAGUUCAUGAAGCGAUUUGGUGGGACAAAUACGGACGAUUGGGAAGUUGCUGUUGUUAGUGUCAACUGGUCCGCAGAGUUCAUCAGAGGCGAGGUGAAGGGCCCAGCUGAACUAGGAGGAGAUGUCCUGGUGAGCGUUAAGGACAAGUUACGGGCCAUGAAGUCUGUGAUGAAGCUCGACGGAAAGGAACGGGUGGUUUAUUUUGGGGACUCAACAACAGAUCUGGCAUGCCUGCUGGCGGCCGAUCUGGGCGUGGUGGUUGCAGAUAACACGGAGACUAAAUUGAUGAAGACCCUGCGGAGGAUGCGAUUCAAAAUCUACGCGUUUGGUCACCAUUGGAACAACGACAUUCUGUAG